CCAUCCUAAACCCUGUUUACCCCAGAAACCUGAACUGUGGACAGACAGAAGAGGAGAGAGAGAGAGAAAAUUCAGACACAAUAAAACUCUGAGGGGAAAAAUAUGUGGAAGGAGGAGGCAGCAGCGGCCUGGAGAAGGGAUUGAAAAGUUUCCCCUGGCUUAACUUCUCCCCCCCUGCAGCAGCAGAAGCAGCGGCAGCAGCACAAGCUGACCAAGUAAACAGGUCAUGGCACGCUUAACGAAGAGACGACAGGCAGAUACAAAGGCUAUCCAGCAUCUUUGGGCAGCUAUAGAAAUAAUCCGGAACCAGAAGCAAAUUGCUAACAUUGACCGUAUUACAAAGUAUAUGUCUCGAGUCCAUGGUAUGCAUCCAAAAGAAACCACACGUCAGCUGAGUUUAGCAGUCAAGGAUGGUCUUAUUGUUGAAACCCUGACGGUGGGGUGUAAAGGGUCAAAAGCUGGUAUUGAACAAGAAGGAUAUUGGUUGCCAGGAGAUGAGAUUGCCUACGGUAUGCAGCCUUUUUCCCAGACAGCAGCAAAAAACAAGGACUGGGAAACAGAAAAUCAUGACUGGUAUUGUUUUGAAUGCCAUUUGCCUGGAGAGGUGUUGAUAUGUGACCUGUGUUUUCGUGUGUAUCAUUCCAAGUGUUUGUCUGAUGAGUUCAGGCUUAGAGACAGCAGUAGUCACUGGCAGUGCCCAGUUUGCAGGAGUAUCAAGAAGAAAAACACAAGUAAACAAGAGAUGAGCACAUACCUGCGAUUCAUAGUCUCUCGUAUGAAGGAGCGGGCUAUAGAUCUAAACAAGAAAGGGAAGGACAACAAACACCCAAUGUAUAGAAGGCUGGUGCACUCAGCUGUUGAUGUUCCAACUAUACAGGAGAAAGUAAAUGAAGGAAAGUACAGGAGUUACGAGGAGUUCAAAGCAGAUGCUCAGCUGCUUCUACACAACACAGUGAUUUUCUAUGGAGCGGACAGUGAACAAGCUGAUAUAGCAAGGAUGCUUUACAAAGACACAUGUCAUGAACUGGAUGAACUGCAGCUUUGCAAGAACUGUUUCUAUUUGUCAAACGCACGACCUGACAAUUGGUUCUGCUAUCCUUGCAUACCUAAUCAUGAAUUGGUUUGGGCCAAAAUGAAAGGCUUUGGGUUUUGGCCAGCCAAAGUCAUGCAAAAAGAGGACAAUCAAGUUGAUGUUCGCUUUUUUGGCCAUCACCACCAAAGGGCCUGGAUCCCCUCUGAAAACAUUCAAGAUAUCACAGUUAACAUCCAUCGGCUGCACGUGAAACGCAGUAUGGGGUGGAAGAAGGCUUGUGAUGAGCUGGAACUGCACCAGCGUUUUCUUCGUGAGGGGAGAUUCUGGAAAUCAAAGAAUGAGGAUAAAGGGGAAGAGGAGGCAGAGUCAAGUAUCUCUUCCACCAGCAAUGAGCAGCUGAAGGUUACUCAGGAACCAAGAGCAAAGAAGGGACGACGUAACCAGAGUAUGGAACUCAAGAAAGAAGAGCCAGAACCUGAAACUGAAGCAGUAAGUUCAAGCCAAGAAAUUCCCACAAUGCCUCAGCCCAUUGAAAAAGUUUCAGUCUCAACUCAGACCAAGAAGUUAAGUGCCUCUUCUCCAAAAAUGCUGCAUCGGAGCACCCAGACCAGUAAUGAUGGAGUAUGUCAGAACAUGUGCCAUGACAAAUACACCAAAAUCUUUAAUGAUUUCAAGGACAGGAUGAAAGCUGAUCACAAAAGAGAAACUGAGAGAGUUGUGCGAGAGGCAGUGGAAAAGCUGCGUACAGAGAUGGAAGAAGAGAAAAGGCAGGCUGUAAAUAAAGCUGUGGCCAAUGCACAAGGAGAGAUGGACAGAAAAUGUAAGCAGGUAAAGGAGAAGUGCAAAGAAGAAUUUUUAGAAGAAAUUAAGAAGCUAGCAGGCCAGCACAAGCAACUGAUUUCCCAGACCAAGAAGAAGCAGUGGUGUUACAACUGUGAAGAGGAGGCCAUGUACCACUGCUGCUGGAACACUUCCUACUGCUCCAUCAAGUGUCAGCAGGAGCACUGGCAUGCUGAACACAAACGUACCUGCCGCAGAAAAAGAUGAAAGAGUUAUUCCUCCCCUAGAAAACCACCCCGAUGAUUGCUAUUCUCAGACACAGCGGUUUUUGUUUCCAAGAAGCCAAAAUUGUUUAGAAUUUGCUUCCCAUUUUGCACCAGCCUUUAAACACUUUUCGUAAAAGAAAUUUUGCACAGUAAUUUCAAUCUUCUGUUUAAUGCUCCUCCAAAAUUUUGUCAGCGAAAUGAAUUUAACAUCUGUGGGAGCAGGUUACUUUAAAUAAUUUUAAACUAGAGGAUUUGUUGCAUUUUCAGCAAAUUUUAAAACAUUUUUAGGUUUUACAGAGAUUUUAAUCUUUAAAAACAGCAGAUCUAAAAAUACAAAAAUCAUGCAAGUUUAACAAAAGGAACAUUUAAAGACUAGAUCUGAAUGUAAGAAGUAUAGAACUGUUUCAGAAAAACGAAGCAUACUACCUUGAUGUAACAUUUAUUUCUUAACCUUGUUGAGCUGGUUUUGUUCAGCUUAAUUUUACUGUUUAAAGGCAUUAUCUAUUGGUUAUACCAGUGGGUACAUGAUUGAAUUUAGGGAACAGGGUUGACACAGCAGGUGCUAGUCCUGCGUAUUUUUUCUUAAAUAUUUCCCAACUGUGUUUUAUUUUCAUUAUUUCUUUUCAAUAUAUAACUUUUAUAACAAAAUAUUAGCUUUGAUCUUGUAGUUUAAAAUCACAGGGAACUGGGGUAAUCUUUUACUGAGCUGGAUCUUAGAGAAAAAUGAAUAUUUAAACUUUGAAGUUUGCACAUUUCAUCUUUGUCCUAACAUGAGUGCUUGUAACAAGAAUAAGAAAAGCCAAAAAACAAAAAAAAGCAACUACCUUUAUUCAUACAUGGAAUUAUGAGGCAUACAAAUUUCUUUAUUGCGCCCCCCCUUCAGCCUCCCCAAUCCAAUGCCAUUUGACUGCCUAUGAUCUGGUGUCACCUGGUCCAUUGUAACUUGAUAAUAAAAGGAAAAAAAGCACUUAAGUUUCACAGAAGCCGUUAUGUUUGUAGUAAUGGGUCAUUGCCUAAUAAUGAGCUCCAUCACUGUACUCAGAAUGAAGAAUACUGCAUGUUAAUUUUCUUGUAUUAAAGAUGCCGUGAUUUGUAAAAAGUCUGUAUUUUGCGGAAUGUCUGGAUUAAGAAGCAUUACCAAUAGGAAUGGAUCGAUAGUUGAAAAAUGAUUUUCUUUUUGUUUGUUUUAUAUAUAGAUAUAUGAAUUGCAUCCAUGUUCAGAGACAAUUUUUUAAAUAGAUGUAAAGCUUACUGAAAUAGCUUUUCUUUUAAAGUGUCUUCGCAUUUUAGUUUCUUUCAAAGAUUGGUCUUAGACUGAGUCAUAUGCCCAUUAAUCAUCCAGCUAUUUUUUGAGAAGUUAGAGGAAUAAUUUGUAAAUAUUUAUUUAGAUCUUUGAUAUUUAUUGAAAGCAAUUACAUGAUGGAACGAUGGAAGCUGAAGAAUCAGGAGGAAAGCCUUUAAAAAAGUUUUCUCUAGGAUUUGUCAGGGUCAUUGUAAAGGUAAAAAUAUAACUAAGACUUCUGUGAACUACCACUGAAAUCCUGAUCUUUUUUACUUACAGUGGUGAUAUAAGUUAAUUGACUAGAUACUGCCAAAUAAUGCCCAAUAUGUUGCAGAAAUUAUGUGGUAAGCUGAUUGGAAAAAAUAGUAAGUAGAUGGUAACUUGUAUUACCACAGCUACAUUAUUGCCUGAUAAAUGUGUAAUUAACUUUUGUCGCCUCUGUGUUGUGACUGUAAAACACUUCACAACUAAAAUCAAUCUUGUUCGAUUACUUUACAAGUUCCAAAACUUCGAUCCACCCCUAUGAAAGCAAGUUAUUGUGGAAAUAUUUUUGGUGUAAAAUCAUUCCAGAAUAUGUAAUAUUUAACUGAUAGCUGCAUGAAAGUAAGAUUCGUGUUACUUUGGCUUUUUUGUCUCUGUUGACACGGUUGCACAUUUCCAAGUUACUACAGCGUGAAAACUGUGUGUUUUAAAGAAAAAAAAACAAAACAAAAAAAAAGAUUGUGGCCUGGUUUUGUAUAAGUUUUAGGUAAAAUUACAAUUGAUUGUUUUAGGAAUCAUGAUUUAAAAUUAAUUUUUCUGCAAAUCAUAAAGCUAUAUUAAAGUGUUGAGCUUAGCCACUAUGCACAUUGUAAUUAUUCAUUGUGGCUGUCCAGUUUAUGAUGCAUUCUGGCAUUUUGUAAGCUGCUCUCACUAGCAAUAUAUAGAGUCAUUUAAUGUGUUAACAUUGGUUAAUAAAUGUAUUUAAAAAAAAAAAAAACAACAAAACCUCACUGAAAGCGUCUGUGUUGCUUUUGGCCUGUUGUCCUCCUGUCCUUGGGUGGCCAUGCAUGGGGCUGCUGGUUUUACUUGUUCUCACCAUAAACACCAGUGGCGACCUUGCUUUGGACUGGAGGUGAGCUGGCUCGUCCAUGCGAGGGCUUGAGCGUCUCACAUGGCUCUCGGCACCGAAAGCGGAGCUUUUCCACCCAUUCAGGGCCAGCAGCCCCCGAGAGAUGUGUCCGGCACGUUCUGGUUUU
This is a messenger RNA of Grus americana (Whooping crane), 4599 nucleotides long. It is a transcript of the gene ZMYND11, whose product is annotated as zinc finger MYND-type containing 11. Gene Ontology annotation, biological process: regulation of transcription elongation by RNA polymerase II. Gene Ontology annotation, molecular function: DNA binding; transcription corepressor activity; protein binding. NCBI's taxonomy places the organism in Eukaryota, Metazoa, Chordata, Aves, Gruiformes, Gruidae. The record is from RefSeq and is a predicted model, not a curated record. The coding region runs from base 227 to 2080 and encodes 617 amino acids. The transcript has 16 exons.